Molecule: messenger RNA, 5052 nt
Organism: Cavia porcellus (domestic guinea pig)
Lineage: Eukaryota; Metazoa; Chordata; Mammalia; Rodentia; Caviidae
Gene: Pnpla1
Product: patatin like phospholipase domain containing 1
Exons: 11
Coding region: 450-2177 (575 amino acids)
Biological process (GO): triglyceride catabolic process; lipid homeostasis
Cellular component (GO): lipid droplet; membrane; cytoplasm
Molecular function (GO): triacylglycerol lipase activity
Source: RefSeq, a predicted model, not a curated record
UGCCUCACCCAGCAGCAGCGAGGCAGGAGGGAGGUGCACACAGAGCCAGCGGCAGAGGUUUUGCAACUGCAUGCCUGCAGCCUGUCGAGCUGGGCUGAGCAGUGCCCGCCGCUGUGGGCAUGGCCCGCGUGGGAAGCCCUGAGCGCGCCCGGCCUCACCGUCAGCAGGGACUUGGCAGGCACAGGCCCCUCGGAGGUGUUCUUCACCUCGUCCCAGGCAUCAGGCGGCUCUGCAGCCUUUGAGGCUGCUUUCCGGCGGAGCCUAACAGGCCCAGGCGGUGACGGAGCCACCCGUGGGUGCCCCAGCCGACUGGGGAGAGACGGCCUCAUUCCAGCUCCGGGCUGGCAAGGCAGCCAGAUCGAGUUCCCACGGGGCGCGGUGGGCCAGGCUGGGCCGGCAGGCGCUGACAAGUGGAUCCUCCUCCCCGUGGGAGGCCGGAGGCUGAGGAGAUGGAGGAGCAGGUGUUCAAGGGGGACCCGGACACCCCCCAUUCCAUCUCCUUCUCGGGCAGCGGAUUCCUCUCCUACUACCAGGCUGGGGUGGUGGACGCCCUUCGAGACCUGGCCCCCCGCAUGCUGGACACGGCUCAUCGCUUUGCAGGGACCUCAGCAGGGGCGGUGAUCGCAGCCCUGGUCCUCUGUGGGAUCGAGAUGGAAGAGUACCUGCGCAUGCUGAACUUGGGCCUGGCCGAGGUGAAGAAGUACUUCCUGGGACCCUUCUCGCCGUCCUGCAGGAUGGUGCGGAUGAUGCGGGAGUUUCUGUACCGCACGCUGCCGGAGGACUCCUACAAGGUCACCACGGGGCGGCUGCACGUGGGCCUCACGCGCUUCGAGGACGGCGAGAGCGUGGUGGUGUCCGAGUUCACGUCCAAGGAAGAGCUCAUCGAGGCCCUGUACUGCAGCUGCUUCGUUCCCGUGUACUGUGGCUUCAUCCCCCCAACAUACCGUGGCGUGAGGUACAUCGACGGGGGCUUCACCAGCAUGCAGCCCUGCGCCUUCUGGACAGACUCCAUCACCAUCUCCACCUUCAGUGGGCAGCAGGACAUCUGUCCCCGGGACUGUCCGGCCAUCUUCAACGACUUCCGCAUGUUCAACUACUCCUUCCAGUUCUCCUUGGAGAACAUCACCCGCAUGGUCCACGCCCUGCUACCCCCGGACCUGGUGAUCCUACAAAAUUACUACUACCGAGGCUACGAGGACGCGGUCGACUACCUGAAGCGGCUGAAUGCUGUGUACCUGGAUUCUCCCUCCAGGAGAGUGAUCUUCCCAAGGGUGGAGGUGUACUCCCAGAUCCAGCUGGCCCUGGGCCCCAAGUUCCCCGAGUACGGCCAGCUGUGUCCUCGGAGGUCCUGGGCCCGGCUGGAGGAGCCUGCUCCACUCCACAUCCAGCAGGCCGGGAGGGACAGCUACCCACCUGUGUCCCCACCUGUGCAGACGCUCGAACCCAUGCCUGAGGGGCCCGUGGAGUCACCUGUCGCCUUGCCUGUCUCUUCACUCAAGCCGUCACCUGCUCAGCCACCAGCUGCAUCACUGCCACGUUUUUCAAGUGACUUGGCACCUGGGCGCCUCACCUGCAGCUCAACACCUGGCUCAUCGCUGCCUGUCGCACUCCCUGGGAAUCCACGUGUGUCACCCUGGCAGCAGGUGCAGCCAUCUAGAGUCCUACUCCACACAUUUGCAUCUGCAAGACCUUCAGCUGGCCCUGUUCCUCCAAUGUCAUUCCGACACUGUCCUUCAGGGUCACCAGCUCGGCCCCCUGUGGAGAUGCUGGGCCCAGAGCAGCUCCAAGCUCUCCUCACCUCUUCAAAUCCCAAAAGUGCCCCGGCUCUGACUAACGUGAAGGAAACUGCCAGCAAGUCCAACGUGAUGGAGAGCCCCGCUGCAGACUUGAACCGGACUACCAAGGCGCUCAAGAGGAACAAACAAAAGACAGGCAGCUCCCGGAAAGGCUUCCCCAGACAACCUCGGCCCAGGAAACCGAGUGGCAAGGCGCAAGUCUUGUUUUGUAGCCCAGGCUGGCCUCAGACUUGUGGUGAUCCUCCUGCCUCAGCCUCCCCAGUGCUGGGAUUACAGGUCUGCGUCCUGCACGCUGGACUUGGCUCUGCUGUCCGCCCCUGGGACCGUGUGGGUCACCUGCAGGCCUCACCCCAGCCGGAGCCAGGCGUAUGGCGGCCCUGAGGAAGCUGUGAGGCAAGAGAGAAUACCCGUGCUGGACCAGGAGAGAACGUGAGAGGACCCGAGGGCUUGGGGACCUGGGGACCAGAGACCAGAGGAUGCGGGACCGGGCGUCACCUGGAGGAUCUCAGUCAUCCUCCCAGCCAGGCCUGCGUGGGUGACACCUGCCGCUGCCCGUGGUGACUAGGACUCAGGUCCUGAGCAGCUUCUGUCUCCACAGUCUCUCUGCCUCCCCAGCCUGCUGGGGUCCGGACGCCCUGCCCAGACGCCCCGUCCCGUUGGACCAGAGGUGUCACCUCCUCCUCCCCUGGACCAGGGGCAAACCUCAGGCAGCCAAAGACACCCUGUGCUGUUCCCCAGUGUCCAGAGACCAAGUUCCUCUUUCAGUUUGUUUUUUAUUCUCUCGGGGUGCCCAAGGGUGCACUGGGUACCGCCAGAGUCAGCCUGGCACGCAGCCUGGACCUCCGGGUCUUCCAAAGCCCCCCAAGAUUCCGCAGUGAGGAGGCUCGGACUUCCGGAGUCUGGCUGUGCUUGUGCAAAAUGCAAAGCCGCAGGACCUCAGAUGUCCCCUCCCAGGCACCGCUGGGGGACAGCAGAUGUGUGCUGUCCACGCCUCAGUGAAGAUGGUCCAGGAGAAAGGCGUCUUCAGCCUCGAUCUCUCCAGCCUGGCUAGGAAAAGAGGUGCCCUCAGCCUCCUAGAGAGAGGAGAGGCUCCCCACACCCCAGCCUCAUUUGCUUAACAAAUCCCAGGAUGCAAACUCCAGCACCCUGCUGGAAGGCAAAGCAGCUGGGGGAGCCCGCAUUUAACAGCGAGCAGGGGACGAAACGGACAUUGAGUGGGAGGCCAGCAGCUGAGGGUUUGCAGGUGGGGACAAGGUGGGACCCCGGGUGACCCCUGCUGCAGGCCUUUGGAAUCCCUUGUGGAAGAGAGAGGGAUCCCGUCUUAUUCCCGGGAGCGCAGGGGACUCGAACUCACUAAUAAUUAUCGCCUCCGGGCAGAACCUACGCUUUUACUGUUGGUUCAGUUACAAGGAUCAGUAAAUCCCCUGUGGAUGUCUCUGAAUUCUGGUUAAUUUCCCAUGUUUUGAGGUAAUUAAGAAGAUUAUUCUUGCAUUCGUUCCAGAUGAAACACAGGACAUCUUGUUCAAUUGGAAUUUUAGAUAAACACUGAAUAAUUGUUUGUAUAGAAGAAUGUCCCUUCAUAUUGCAAUUCUUUGUUGUUUAUCUGAAAUUCAGAAUUAAUUGGGCUUCCCAUAUUUGUAUUUGCUAAAUCUGCCAGCCCUAGCUGGUUUCUCUCUCUCCUUUCUCUCUGUAUCUCUCUCUUACUCCCUCUCUUGAUCCCUCCCUUCCCUUACCGGGGAUUGAACUCAGGGCCUUUGCACUGAGCUAUGUCCCCAGCCCUUUUUUGAAAUGGAGUGGUGCUGAGUCACUCAGGCUGGACUUGAACUUCUGAUCCUCCUGCCUCAGCCUCCCAGAGCACGGAGAGCACAGGUGUUCCCCACCCACUGGCUUCUCGAUCUUUUCUAACCAACAAGCCCUAUCAGUGUUUGGGUGACUGCCAUGAGCUUAGCAUGAGGAGGCCUCACUAGUGCCAAGGGCAAGGCCAGAUGCUGGCCUGUUCCCCAAAGUGGGUCUGAGAGACGCCCACGCCUCCCACUCAGCCAGCUGGAUCAUCUCUGACUUCUCAGGGGACAGCGUGAGGUUGUGUUAUGGUGUCCUGCACCCAUCUUUCAAAAGGCUAUUAAAGCACCAGGGUCUCCCACACCCAGUGCUCCCACAAAGUGUCCGCUGGGUAGGUGCAUGUCUCCUCUGCAAGAUGAGGCAUAGGACGCCAUCCCGAGCUCCUCCACGUGUGACGUGAGCCUUCAGAACUGGGACCGAGGUGUGAAAAGCUGACACCGAUGUCCGGGGAGUGCAGAGGGCGUCUUCCGCCCCUUCCCACCGGGGACUGUUUUCCUGACCAUCUGCUGUGUUCUGGCAAUUUCUACCCUGGUUUUGAGGGCAGAAUUUGGGACCAGAAUUUGGGGACUAUUAAAUCAGUACUGGUCUCAGAUUGGGGGGGCUUAUAAUGAGCCCCCACCUGAGAGUCACAGCGCUCCCAAACAUCAGUCUGGGAGGACAAGCAUCUAUCUGUCCCCACAGUCAUCACCCAAACCUGGGCCACCUGACACCCAAUCUGAGACUUUUUCUUUCUUUCUUUCUUUCUUUCUUUCUUUCUUUCUUUCUUUCUUUCUUUCAAUUUCUUUCUUUCUUUCAAUGUCUCAGCAAUUUGUCAACCCACGGGUGGGAAACGUGGACAGGGUCCGGAUGGGGCCCGGGAGGCGGAGCCCACAGCCCUGCAGGUGCCGAGCUGUCUGGGGUGCGCCAGGGGGACAUGAGUCUCGCCUCCAUCAGGAUAACACAGCUCACACCUGUGCAGGCCCAUUUCUUUAUUACUCAAUAACAUGGUUUAAAAAAAAGUGAGACCCGGAUGCCAGCAUCGGGGACUUGUUCAGCCUAAAGCUCAUCACUGCAAUAAGAAAUUACACAUGAAAGGUUCCUGACCUCUGUCAAAGGAACUCCACGAUCCUGACCCCUGUCUGGAAUAACCCGAGAGGAGAGCAGCCCUGCCCAGUCUGCAUGGGUGGGCAAAGCUAACGGACCUCCGCUCUUGCCCUCACUUUUGUGCAAAUACAAAAAAAAAAAAAAAAAAAAAGACCCUUUACUGCCCCCAGCUGGGAAAUUGUCAUUAUGAGUUUCUAGACCCCAUCUCCCGCGAUGUGACAGUGCCUUUUAGGGUACAGGGCUUUUAUGCAGCGCAUGCCAGGCUGCUGUCCAUGGAGGUCCGCCACAAGCCCCCUCUCCUACUUCCUGCUCUAAUAAAAAUAACCUAACUGUA